Molecule: messenger RNA, 1045 nt
Organism: Paramecium pentaurelia
Lineage: Eukaryota; Ciliophora; Oligohymenophorea; Peniculida; Parameciidae
Source: the annotation of a GenBank genome assembly
AUGAAUUAAUAUGAUCGAAUUAGACCUAUUGUAUUUUAAAAAGCUACAGAAGUUAACUAUAUAAGAUCUAAUUCAUUGGCUAUUCGAUCAUCUCCACUCAAAUAAUAAUUGGAUCAAUCUUUUGAUUUAUAAACAAAUUAAACCAAAAAUUAAACCAAUCAAACAUUAAAUUAUAAAUAGCUUUAUGUGAGUGAAUCAUGUUAAAAUAACAAUAAAGAAAAUUAAAUAUCUGGUAAACAAUUUUCUUUUAGAGUGGAUGAAACUUCAUUUUUAAAAUAAAGAAUUAAAUAACUUGAAACUCAAAAUACCAAUCAUAUUUCUGAAAAUAACAAAUUGGCUCAUGUAUUAGAUUAAUAAAUACAAUAACAUUAAUAAUUAUAAGAAUAAUAUUAAUCUAAAAAUUAAAUAAUAAGAAAAAUAGAUGAUGUAUAGAAAAUGAAUAAAUAUUAAUUGACAAAUAAUACAGAGCUCAAAUAAAUAAAUGAUCAAUUAAUUAUAUCUAAAUAAGUAGUUAAUAAUUUAGAAGAGAAAGUACAAUUUAUAUUAUAAGAUAAUUAAAAAUUGAGUGAAGAAAAUGACAAAUAUCUGUUUCAAGAUUAAUAAUUAAAAAUAUAAUUGGAAAAGUACAAAAGUAGAUGUUAGAUUUUAGAAAGCAAAUUAAAAUAGGCAGAGUAAUAAAAAAUAAUAUUGUAGAGAUGAAUCAUAAUGUUUGGAAUUAUAAAAAAAAAUAAAAAAAUAGAAUGAUGAAAUUGAGUUAUUGUAAAAAGAGAACAAUGAUAUGAAAUAAUAAUUGGAUUAAAAUAAUAAUAUUAUUUAACUUCAAGAGUAAAAUAAAUCAUCAUCUUAAAAUAUGUAAUAAUAUUUAUUAGAUUAUAGAGAUAAAUAUAAAGAAACAAUUUAAGAAUUAGAAUGUGAAAAUUAAUAUUUAUUAAAAGUUAUAGAUAUCGAUUAAUAGAAAAUGAAUAAUCUAGAAGAAAAACUUAAUUUAUUGACAAAAGAAAAUUAGAGAUUGACUGAUAUAGUCAAAAAUCGUCAUAAAUAAUGA